CUUUUUCCCUUCUCUGAAUUACAAGCCCAAGUGAAGUCCUUUGGAUUCCUUCUUUGUGGGCCACAGUGUAGCUGGGGACGAAUGGUGAUCCGUCAUUUUAUUUUUUCUAUCUACAGAACGGUUUAAGGGUUUUGAUUCUUGAGUUUUUAGCAGACGUACCUUUUUCUUCUUGACAACUGGCUGAAGUACGUUCCUUUAAGAUCCUCCUACACGAAGUUACCAGGAGAAGCAGAAUAAAACCAAAUGUACCUGUCCUGUCAACGUAAAUAACAUUCAAGUUAAGCCAAAGCAACUUUCUUGCUCUGCAUUAUUUAGGUGACACAGUACAUCAUUACAAAUCAUUAAAGACCACUGUUUUAUUAUGGAACAACUCAGCACUAGAAAUCCAGAGCAAAGGACUAAAAAACACCCAUCCUAACUUUCAUAGAACUCCACCAGAAUGACCAGCAAUCACUCAGAGUGCCAUUACUGCCUGCAGUCUCUCCGUGGAAGGAAAUAUGCAUUAAGGGAAGAAAAUGCUUAUUGUGUUAGAUGCUAUGACAGCCUAUUUGCCAACCCCUGUGAGGAGUGCAAGCAACCUAUUGAAUGCGAUUCCAAGGAUCUGGCUUACAAAGGCCGCCACUGGCAUGAGAGGUGCUUCAAGUGCACCAAAUGCAGCCGCUCUCUGGUAGAGAAACCAUUUGCUGCCAAGGAUGAGCUCUUGCUCUGUACUGAAUGCUACUCCAAUGAGUAUUCAUCAAAGUGUUUCCACUGCCAGAAGACCAUUAUGCCUGGUUCCCGUAAAAUGGAAUUUAAGGGCAGUUCCUGGCAUGAAUCCUGUUUUGUUUGUCAGUAUUGCCAGCAACCACUGGGAACAAAACCACUGAUCACCAAAGACAAUGAGAAUUACUGCGUACCCUGUUUUGAGAAACAAUUUGCUCAUCAUUGCUACUCUUGCAAAAAGGUAAUAACUUCUGGGGGAGUGGCCUACCACGACCAGCCUUGGCAUAGAGAGUGUUUUGUGUGUGCUGGGUGUAAAAUUCAGCUGUCUGGGCAAAGGUUUGUUUCCAGAGAUGAGUAUCCAUACUGUGUAGACUGUUUCAGCAAGUUUUAUGCUAAGAAGUGUGCUGCUUGCAAGAAACCUAUUACAGCUCUUGGAGGUGCCAAAUUUGUCUCAUUUGAAGAGCGUCAGUGGCAUGAAGAAUGCUUUAAGUGUGCAAGAUGCUCAGCCUCACUGGUGGGCCAAGGAUUCCUCACCAAGCAGGAUGUGGUCCUUUGCCAUGAAUGUGGUUCUUUGUAGUUCUGUGGAGAGCUAUGAAGAUGCAUUAUUCUCACUGUAUAACCAUGUAUUUUGUUACUCUGCAGUAAGAAAAUCAUCUAAAAGGUGUAUCGCUUAUUUAGUAAUUCAAGUGACUUUCCAACAGCAGUUUAAUUCCAUCACAGUUCUGAACUGCUUGUUAUAAAAACAAAUAAAUAAUCAGCCACACAUUGCCUCAGAAAACAGUGCAGAAAAGAUUAGUAUAUAUUUCAGAUGGAACUGCAGUAUGUUUCUCUUUGUAACACACUGCACUCUGCUGUUAGAAACUUUACCUUUCAUUUCCCAUGAACCAAGGAGAUGUAUAGAAAAUCUAUGUAACAUAUGUCUACUUAUGAGGCAUUAGCAUUGCAAGUGAGGAGAAGGUACAUGUACACAAAGAGACACCAAGUCAGGGAAAUCCAUUCCAGGGCCAGAGAAAGGGAUAAAAGGUCUUUUUCCUCUCUUUAUUGAUAUUGUUGAGAGUUCUCAUCAGAAAAAUAGAAUUUCCAAUAACUUUAUUCAUCCAAAAAACUAAACGAUAGGUCCUUUCCCACAAGUGGUUAAUUGCACUUUAUUUUUCAGGCAUAAAUGUUUUAGAACACAAACAAACCCUUUUUAAUUUUUUUUUAACCUACUGUAAGAGGUACCAAUUGCCUGAGGUUGGACAGUGGUAAUGUAUAGUUUCCAGUAUCAAAAAUGAUUUAAAACUCUGUCUCCAUUAUCUUCUCUAGGUCUUCAAGUGCACUCUUAAAAUAUAGUUUCUCUUAUUUGAGGCAAGAGCCAACACACUGUUGUUCCUUUAAACUUACAUUUUUCCUCCCUUCAACAGUCAUUUGCCAGCAAUUAAAAUACUGACAAUGGCUUUACCAUUUCUGCACUGCAGUCUUUUAUUCACAGUCUACUCCUUUUCUUGUAAAUGUCUGCUGUCUGUAGCAGGCUAUCAGCUGUUCAGAGCCAAUACCCAUUCAUUCUGCCAUGUGCCAACAUGCAUUUGCCAAUAUUAUGUCAAGAAUUUGUAACAUUGCCAUCUCAAGGUAGGCAGUGCACACAUGUAGUACAAAGCAUUAGUUUCUCUUUCCUCAGCUCAAGCUAUAUGCACACUGUAUGUUACAAUGGCCUGACUCAUGCUGCAGUACCUCUCCCAGGCCGUGGUGUAUGGUACCAUGGUUCUGAGCCUAUUAGAAGUGCUUUAUUCCUCAUCUCAUUAUUCUCUGUCUGAAAAUCAUUCUCUCGACUCUGAUGUUGAAUGCUUACAGUUAUUUGGCUGACUUGAGAGUGCUUUAUUCAUACUGAAUUAUGUAGAUGCUGCUUCAGGUAGAAAAAAAUAGAAAAAAAGUACUUGUAAGCAUAGGUAGGGCAGAGUUGUAUAGCAGUGGCAUAAAAUCAACAGGUGCAUAGCAAUCUGUUUCCCAAUCAAUAAAGUAUUAAUCUUCUGCUA
Messenger RNA from Tympanuchus pallidicinctus (lesser prairie-chicken), 2714 nucleotides. RefSeq names its product four and a half LIM domains 5 (gene FHL5). The record is from RefSeq and is a predicted model, not a curated record. Gene Ontology annotation, molecular function: transcription coactivator activity. The transcript has 8 exons. Gene Ontology annotation, biological process: positive regulation of transcription by RNA polymerase II. Lineage: Eukaryota; Metazoa; Chordata; Aves; Galliformes; Phasianidae. Gene Ontology annotation, cellular component: Z disc; nucleus. The coding region runs from base 440 to 1279 and encodes 279 amino acids.